Messenger RNA from Pimephales promelas (fathead minnow), 4847 nucleotides. RefSeq names its product poliovirus receptor homolog. Lineage: Eukaryota; Metazoa; Chordata; Actinopteri; Cypriniformes; Leuciscidae. The record is from RefSeq and is a predicted model, not a curated record.
UCCUGAUAGAGUUUCAACAGAGUCCGAUUCCAGGGCGACAGGUUUGAGACUCCGCCAUCUGAGUGUGUGAAACCAACUCACUCACUGGAUAUUUAUUCACCUGUAGGACGCUUCUUACCUGGCCGCCACAGGACACCGCAGUUCGGAGGACAGAAGCUGUUUAUACGAUUUAAAAGGGAUUUCGGACGCUACAUUGUAAACUCAAGAGGGACUGCUGAACAGACUUCAGCGACGCACCUUAACAAUAAGUUUCUCUGCUCGCCCAUUCAAAGAAACUAGAGAAACCACCUAACAGUUUCUAUCUCCAUCUGACCGUCUCGAUUCUGUACCGAGUUCAUCAAGCGGACAACAGACAUUUUUUGUAAAGGUGGACUGUCCACCCUUCCCUCCGAUGAACAUGUCAGGACUGUUAAUCGCACUCCUUCUCCUAAUUAUUCAAGGGUCUUUGGCUCAGCGCGUGAGGGUGGAUGCAGAAGUCGAGUCAUAUCCCGGCCAGGCUGUGACACUGCGGUGCCAUUUUCCGAAUCCAGGCGACACCCAGCUCACUCAGGUGUCAUGGAUCUUUGAACAGACUGACGUAGAGAGAACCAACAUCGCAGUCUUCCAUCCAAACUUUGGGGCAAAUUACCCUGACAAGUCCCCUCUAUAUGGGCGCGUCCGUUUUGUAACAAACCCGCCCACUUUGGAAAACCCAUCUAUUCAGAUUACAGAUGUGAAGAUGACCGAUGAGGGACGAUAUAUCUGUGAAUAUGCCACCUACCCUUCCGGCAAUGAACAGGGAGUGUCUUCACUGGUCAUGCUGGCUAAACCAAAGAACAUGGCUACAACUGUCACAGUUACUGCCGGCACAACCCCGGUCAUUGUGGCGCGGUGUGAAUCAUCCAAUGGCCGUCCAGCAGCGACCAUUUCUUGGUCAACGGCGCUUAACGGAAAUGUGUCGACGCCGAUGAAGACGAACAAUGCGGAUAAUACGGUCACCGUCCAGAGCACCUACAUGCUGGCUCCGCAGCCAGCGGAUAAUGGCAAAGACAUCAGCUGCGUAGUGUCGCACCGCACCAUGUCCAAGCCUGACACCUUCCCGAUGAAACUUGUUGUUGAAUAUCCUCCCCAAGUGCAGAUCGUUGGGUACGAUAACAACUGGUACAGGGGCCGGACAAGUGCGUUUUUGACCUGUCAGUUUGAUGGAAACCCCCACCCCACCACUGUCACCUGGAAAACUUUGUCCGGUCUGAUGCCUGAAACAGUGCAGGUGCAGGAAAACCGCCUCGCUGUCCAGAAGGUGGAUGACACAAUAAAUACCACCUUCAUCUGUGAGGUCAGGAACAGCUUGGGAUACGCCAGAGAUCAAAUCACCGUCUUUGUGAGGGAGCAAUCACCUACCUCCUCGAAUGCAGGUGUGAUCGCAGGCGUGAUCUUCGCGUGUCUUCUGGCCAUCGUAUUGUUAAGUGUCCUCGCCUACUUCCUGGUAGCCCAUAAUCGCCGCCAACAGCAUGGUUACCGCGGCACCGGCAAGCCAACCGGUGCUCCCUACGACUCCUUUACCCGCCUCUUUGGCUCUGCCAAGUCAAGCAAAAACGGUACCGGAAACAACGGGAACAACAACACGCCCAUUUACAGAGGAGAUGUGGGGCUUAACGAGAAAACGGCCAAUCAGGGCAUGCAUCCGGGGGGCGUGGCUCUGCUCGAGACCACGCGCACUCACACGGCGGAGGAUAUCCUGCUAAGUAGAGAGAUGGAUGAGGUAGAAAGGAAGAAAUUUGAUGAACUGGAAGAAGAGGAUGAGCGAUAUGACCAUUUCAGCGGGGCUGGACCCAUCCUACAGCUCCGCCCACAUGAAGAUGACAUAGAUGAUGACAUGGAGUCCCAGAGGGAUGGCUCUGUGAUCUCUCGGACUGCUGUCUAUGUGUAAGAGGAGAGCAGAAAGAGGUUCUUGAAGGGUGAACGUGGACCUCUUCCAGAAAAGUCGCUUUUUUCCCUCUCAACGAAUAUCAAUUUUAUUGUAAAAAACAAAUUAUGGCAUCAAAUACCACGAGAAAAGGAUUAAUGGAUGGAUGAAUUAAUACGCUGGAUAUAGCAUAGGUUAAAACCUUGAUGGAUCGGGUGAAGUAAAUAGAGACUACUAAAUGCAAAACUGUCAGGCUUCCAUUCCUAACUAUUGCUCCGGUUGUCAUGGGGACAAGUUCUGAGUAAUACGAAACUGCAGAUGUCGACUCUGCGUGCUAUAUAAGACGUGCACAAACACAUGAAGUUAUGUAUAUAAAUCCACUGUGCUGUUAUGUAAUCGUUUUAACAGGUUGUUAUUUUCUGUUGAUCAUGAUUUGACACCUAAACCAGUUUCAAACUUGAUUUUCAAUUGAGUUGGUUUGGAGCACAUUCUUCUGCGCUACAUCUCUCGUUCAGCUUGUUCCUUAGGUAUUGUGUAGAUCAUGAAAGAGUCAAACAUGCACAGUGCUCAUCUGUCUCGAGAUGACGUGUGCAGUUUACUCAAUAUCUCAAUCCCGUUACAUGACUCACCAGUGAAUCAUUUGGUUUUGGGGCUAAUCAAAUCAAAUAUUAAUGAAUUAUGUCUUCGUUCUCACCCACAAUACAUUUAGUCACGAAGAGAUGGCAGCACGUUUUACUGUUUUGUACAAUGUACAAUUUCCUUUUGCAUUUAGUCACAAAACAAUGUAGCAGAUUGCUGUAGUAAUAAAACAGCAGUCAGGGUCACAUCCUUGUUCGCAGUGAACUUCAAACCCUGCCGGAAAAGAAGGAUUCAACUAAAUAUAUUGUUAAACUUACGAAGUGAUGGAACACUUUACAAUAUGGUUCAAUUUGUUAAUAUUAGUUGUAGUUAUCAUGAACUAACAGCAUUUAUUAAUAUGUUAAUUUAUGAACUUGAAAUGUAUGUGUCAAUAUUGACUUUAGCUCAUAUUAUUAAAUGCUGUGGGCAUACAGUAUAAGUUAGUUCAUGAUACCUAAUGCUGACAAAUUAAACCGUACUCUAAAGUGUUACCAACAAAUCUAUAUUUAUUCAUUGUUACCAUGGCCACGCAGCUACAGUAUAUAUAUACCUCCCAUCCGACACCACAGUUAUAGAUCACGUACUGUUAUUUCCUUGUUUUAUUGAGGUUCCUCUCGGUCGGUGAGAUACACUGCCUUGUUAUAGGGAAAAUAAAAUGAAGAAGCUCUUGAAUGAGUGAACGAUCAUGUGUAUUGUACGAUGUGAGGUGAUUUGUAAACUACUGUAUGUACACAUUUUAUUUUUCUUAAAAAUGACAACAAAUAUCUAUACUUCUAAAUGUUGUAAAUACGAAGACGGGGCGAGGCGAAUAUCCAGGUCGAAUGUUGCGCAUGUCAACCACGGCUCUGUGCGUACAGAACUAUAUGAGAGCACACAUAUCACAUAUUUAUAUCUGUAAUCUAGUAUGGAAUACUAGUUCCACCUGUACCGAGUUCAAACACAUUCACAUAUGGAAGGUUUCUAGUUUGAGUGUAUGUGUGUAUGAGUGAGUCAGCGUGUUAAAUGGUGUCUGACUCGAGGGCAGUGAGUUAUUCCUCUCAGUCUCUCAGGGUCUCGCACACAUACACAGUGUGAUUUAAACUGGACACACACACACACACACAUAUUCCUUCUCUGCCCUUGUGCUCUGUUCCCGAGUAUCAGAGGGCAUAUUGGGUACCGUAGUGUUGUUUCCCUGGGCUUCCAUCUUGAUUCACUGACCCUAUUAGUGCCACGUCUGGAUCAAUGCCGCUGAAAAGUUGAAGUUCUCAGUCUGACAUAGGCCGGUUGACGCGCUCUGAUCCACCUGGCAGCGAAUAGGCCGGGGUUUCGACGCAGCUUAGUUUACAUCCUGAUUGAAAGGUCAGAGCACAAUCAGUGAAUGUGUGAGUAGUGGAAGUGAUUUCGUCACUCGUGCUCUGAGAGGCAGAACGCUUUAGCUCCUCAUUAGAGGAGAACGCACUGACCUUCCAGCUCGACGUCUCCACCAGGAAUUCCGUAAUGAAGGAACGGAUGCCUUGAGAAUAUUAAAGAAGUAUCCUCUGAGAUGCGAAACGGCAUAUGUAGAUAUCCAGAGAGUGCGGAGUCGUGAUGUUACGUCUCCUCAAGUCGUCGUUUCUCGUCGUCUGGUUUCGAUGUUCUGGUACACACAUGCACACAUUUAAAAGCCUUAAUGUCACCAGUCACAAACCAUUCCUCCUGUGUACAUAAUACAAAUAUAUAAACAUGGUAUAAGACUAAACGUUAAUGUCACAUCCUUGUGUAUUGUACUUUACUGCUGAGAGCAUGAAGGAUACCUUGGUUUAAUUGGUAUCGCUUUAAAUAAUGUUGAAUUUGUUCGCAUUUUUAAUGCAUUAGGUAUCAUGUAUUACAGCAUUUAUUAACCUAGGUUAGUGAUAAUGUUAAUUUGGGGAUAGUGUUAAUUUAAACAACUUUAAAUCUUUAAAAUUAUGGCGAAAUGAGGAUUCAUCUAGAUGAAUAAAUGCUGUAAAAAUGUUCACUGUUACUUAGUGCAUUAAUUCAUGUUAACAUAUUGAACAAUAUUGUAAAGUGCUAUUGAGUUGAUUUUACUGUUGUUUGUUAUUUUCUAUAUAUUUUUUUUUAAAUGAUCUGUGCUUUAAUUGUUUUUUAUUCUGAGUGGUCUAUUGAUGCCUGUAACGUGUUUGUGCUGUAAACUGUUGAGCAGAGCUCUUGAACUCUUAAUGGACACACAGAAAACACAUCUAUACUACUAAAUGCUUUAUCGCCUUGCGUUGCUUUGCUUUUAGGAUUUAUUUUGGUUAUCUGAAUGUUUUCUCAGUCUUUGUAAUUUUGUCUUUUUUAUUUUAUUUGGUUGCUUAUUAAAGUCUUACAGAUAUUUGACUGA